Dioscorea cayenensis subsp. rotundata (Guinea yam) is the source of this 1885-nucleotide messenger RNA. Its product is annotated as pentatricopeptide repeat-containing protein At5g18950. The record is from RefSeq and is a predicted model, not a curated record. Gene Ontology annotation, molecular function: protein binding. Lineage: Eukaryota; Viridiplantae; Streptophyta; Magnoliopsida; Dioscoreales; Dioscoreaceae. The transcript is spliced from 2 exons. Bases 36 to 1856 code for a protein of 606 amino acids.
UCAAGAGUCAGCGCCAAACCAGUGGCACUAGCACAAUGUCGCUGGUGAGGAGUGGUGCUCUAAGACGGUAUUCAUCGUGCGCGCACGAAGGCGAGCAGCAAGCAAUGCUGGCCGAGACGGCGAAGCGUGUUUGCGAGACCAUCCGGACAACGCCGCGCUGGGAGUCUCGCUUGCUUUCGCUCUUCCCCUCCGCCCAAAUCUUCCACCCUGACUGCAUCCGCCUCGUCCUCUCCUCCUCCAAUCCUCUCCUCUCUCUCCGUUACUUCCUCUGGCUUUCGUCGUCGUCGUCGUCGUCGUCCUCACCGCUGGAUCCCACCCCUCUCAUUGAUUCCCUUGCCCGCGCCAAGGCCUGGAAGCCAGCAUUGCACGCAAUCCGUUCGACAAAAUGCCUCCCCGAGACACAAGUGCUCCACUCCCUCCUCCUCCUCCUACUCGACGACGCUGCCGGCAUAGACCACGCAUUCGACGUUCUCUCCCUUCUCGACGCGCAAUCCCUCCCCCUUCCCACCUGGAACGCUGCCCUCUCUGGUUCCCUGCGAGCUGGGAAGACGGACCUCUUCUGGCUCUUCUACCAGUCCAUGAUGCAGUCCGGCGCAUCGGGAGGUGAUGCAUCCACUGCCAGCCUCCUCAUCCAGGCCUUGUGCAAAGAGAAGAAGCUGUUCGAAGCUUGCGGGCUUCUCCGAGAGGCUUGCAGGAAUGGAAUCAUGCCUGAUGUGGCCUCCAUCACCCAAUUGAUCUCCGGCUUUUCCAGAGCUGGGAACUACGGCAAAGUCUCCGAGCUCCUCCACCUGAUGAUCGCCGGAGGCCGCCCGCCCGACAUCGUCACUUACCAAACCAUCAUUCACGGCUUGUGCGCAAAUGGCAUGGGGGACGAGGCAUUCCGCAUCUUCAACGACCUUAAACUCAGAGGCUACGCACCAGACACCGUCACAUACACCUCCAUGAUCGAUGGGCUGUGCAAAAUGAGGAGAAUGGAGGAGGCCAAGACGCUGUGGUGCGAGAUGGCAAGCAAGGGAAUGAAACCAAAUCACUACACAUACGGUGCUUUGCUCAAUGGUUACUGCAAGUCUGGUGAUUUCCACCAUGCACGCAAGGUAUAUGAUGAAAUGCUCAGUCAUGGUUAUAAAGAAAGUAUCAUCACCUGCAACAUGAUGAUCGCUGGGCUGUGUCUGCAUGGAAGAAUGGCCGAGGCUGUGGAUAUGUUUGAGGGAAUGACAAAGAAGCGCAUUGUGCCGGAUGUAAUUACUUACAAUACACUCAUCCAAGGAUUCUGCAAGAAUGGCAGCAGCAUUACUCAUGCAAAGGAUCUUUACAAACAAUUGCUAGCAAAAGGUCUACAACCGAGUGUUUCAACUUACACACCGAUAAUUCGGGCCCUUUGUGAAGAAGGCAGCAUGGCAGAUGCUGUCACAAUGAUGACUGACAUGGUGGAGAUCAGGGGUUUGGAGCCACUGAUUCGCACGUAUGAUUAUAUCAUAGUCGGUUUCUGCAAGUUGGGUGAGGCUAGGGAGGCAUUGUCAUGGUUGCACCGGAUGAUGAAAGGCAAGCUCAAACCACGAAAUGAUACAUUGAUAUUGCUAGUUGAAUGCCUUAGCUCAGUUGGGCAAGUGGAUGAUGCACUGUCCGUGUCCAAUUUACUGCUUGAACUCGGUUAUUCUCUAGGAGGAUCAGCUUGCCAUCAACUUGUUAGCGCACUCUGCUGCAAGACCGAUAAACAUACCACAAAAGAAUGGUUAGAGGAGAUCAAAAGACAGAGCCAGAGCCAGAGAGAGAGAGAGAGAGAGAGAUGGAAAAAGAAGACUAUAUACCAGCGCUCAUCCGGGGAUGUUUUUGCAGGGAUUGCAAAGAGUUUUUGAGAUUCGUGCAUUGCAAGCAGACUCAAAAG